Rotaria socialis is the source of this 2511-nucleotide messenger RNA. Lineage: Eukaryota; Metazoa; Rotifera; Eurotatoria; Philodinida; Philodinidae. The record is from the annotation of a GenBank genome assembly.
AUGACCAGAGGUGGUGGUAACAAACCAACGAUGUUGGGUCGUUUGAUUUUCGGUGAAAAACGAAAACAACAUGCAUCACCAUCGCGGCAUCGAUCAGCCACACGGAAUGGUGGCGGCGCGGCUGAUAUGUCAAUAUAUGGUGUUCGGGGUGGAGGUGGCAUUUCUCAUAAAAAUCAAAUUAAUUUACACGAUUGGGCUAUUUGGCGAAUGCAUUUGAAUGAACAAAUGGGAUGUGGAUUGUCCGAUCGAACUGAUUUCAAACACAUGCGACAAUUUCUUCAUUCAAAUCCGUUUUAUCAACAACAUAGUAGAGAUCCUUCUAACGGUCGAUACAAUGGAGUUCGAUUACUUUUUUCCAUUCCCCAUGCUAGAAUGAAAGCUGAUUUAAUGGAUGCAUCUCACACAGGUGUAGGCGUAGCGGCAGGAGGAGGAAUUAACAAAAUUACUAAUUUGGAUACAGAAGACACAACAACAACAUAUGAACAACAUAAUGUUGCAGUAAAUAGUGAUGAUCAUAGAACAAAUAGUGCUAAUUCAGUUUCAGCUGGAUCACCACCAGUUACUCAUAAAUCAAUGAGUCAGGUACUUCCAAAAGCUUUAAUAGGAAAUAAAAGCAGUUACCAUCCUGUUCAUCCAUCUAUAGUUGCAAAUGAUGUUCCACGUGCUCGCCGUUCAAUUCGUGCGCCAUUCAAAACAGUUGAUCGAGUUCAUGCAACAUUACAAAAAGCAGUCAAAGAUGGUAAUGUACUAGAAAAAAUCAAAGCAUUUGAAAUGCAAGCAGCUGCAGCUCAUGCUGAAUCAGCAGCAAAAUUAAGUGGUAAUAGUGUUUUUGGUUGUGUUAGCAAUAAUCGAAUGCACUUUAUGGCAUCACCUAUUCAUUCAGCAGCACAUCGUGCGCUAAGUCCAACUAUCACACAUUCAAUUCAACAUUCAAUAUCACCUAUGCCAAUACAAUACGAACGAACGCCACCACCGCCGCCACAACAACCACAACAACAACAACAACAACAUUAUAUUCGUUCUCAUCGAAGUCGUCUUAUUCAUCCAACACGAGGACAUCAGGAUGUUAGUGUUGGUCCAAUGGGGGGUCGUCAGUCUAGAAAAGGAACACAUGUAUUGGAGCCUGCUCUUGGAGACAUUAUUCUGAGACGACGAACACCUUCACAAAAAACUGCCAAUGACGAAGACUACUCCAUUACAGCCAUUAAUUCUAUGCCACUUCCACUUCCGCAAGGUCCUAGUCAUCGUCAUCAUCAUCAUCAUCAUCGAGCCAGUGCAUCUCGUUCUCGAUAUCGAAAAGAAACGCCUCAUGAUAGACGCACAUCUAGUGUCCAUGAAAAUGUUCCAAAGAAAUCUCAACCGAAAUUAAAAACAAAACAAAAACAAAAACAAAAAGAAACAAAACCAUCAGCAUCAUCGAAAACAACUACACGUCAUCGAUGGCUUCCAGGACAUAAAGGUACAUCAGUUGAAACUGAAAAGAUUAAACAAGAUGUAUCCAAUGGCAAAUCAAAUAAAAAUAAUAAAACAAAGAAGAAAAAUACUGAACAAGAAGAAUUCGAUUCAAAAGAUCAAACAAAAUCUUCUUCUGCUAAAAGUAAAAAAGAGUCAUCUGAUAACAACCGUGUUUAUGGUGUACCAAAUUCAUCAACCGUUAGUGAACAAUCAAAAUUUGAAACAAUAUCACCACAGCCACCACCAAGAAUUGACGAAGAAAAUGAAUCUGAUCGUGAAGAAGAAAGAUUAGAAAAUAAAAAUCAUCAUACAUCACCAAAACCAGAAGAAAAUCUCAGUCAAGAUAAAAAAUCUGACACGAAUAUCGAACGGCAAUCAAAUAAAACAGAACAACAUCAAAAACUUUCAAGUGCCGAUGGCGAAAUCUUAAGUAAAGUUGAAGAUGACAAUCGGUUUUCUCGUCCUACGGAUGAUCAUGCUCAUCGUUCCGAGCUUAACGAUGACGAUGAUGAGUGUAAAAGUGAAGGAGAUGUUUUUAUCGAAGAAUCAUCGUUAACAAAUUUGAAUGUUCCUCCACAACAGCCGCAAUCAUUAGUUAAUGUUAUUCGACGUUAUUCAAGUCAAUGUUCAGAUGAUAAAAUACUAUUGGAUCGACGUUGGCAAUGGUCAAAAGAAAGUGGUGGAUUAAUUGAUAAGGGUCAUCCAAAGAAAAAACAACAAAAAUCAACAACAAGUCUUACAUCUAAAGAAGAUCAUACUGUUUAUCAAACACCAAAAUCUGAACAAAUUCUAAAAUCAUUACAUAAGAAACAUGCAUCAAAUAAAAAACAAUCUAUUCUUGCAACAGCAAAAACGACAUCAAAAGUAACAUCACCACCGCCAAAUGAAAGUAAUGAUGAGCAAAGUAAUACGAAACAAAUCAGUAAACAAAUUCUUCAUGCUAUUCUAAAUUCAAUGCCGAACAACCAAGAUCAAUCUACCGUCAAUGAAUUCUUUGAAAAUGGACCUUAUACAAAUCCAGAAGACGUCAUGACUAACAUCGUUAGCACAGCUUAA